AUGCAGAGAGUUCAAGUUCUACAUCCUUCACAGGUUCCUCCGCUUCACAAUGCUAGGCAGAUGAAUAGUUCUGCAUACUGGCCACCUGUGCAAACGAUAGGGGCCAAGAAGACUCCUCGAUCUCGAUCUCCGCCGGAGGAUGUGAAGCUCUCGGAUUUCGAGAUGAUGGAUGGCCAAGGAGGCCGCUCUCUGGGCAAGGGAUCCUUCGGUGUCGUGCGGCGCAUCCGACGCAAGGGAACCGAUGAUGUCUAUGCCCUCAAGACAAUGCAGAAGGCAGAGGUGGUGAACGGGCAGCUCGUGGAGCAGGUGGAGAGGGAGAUCCAAGUCCAGCGCACCCUGAAACACGAAAACGUGCUUCGACUCUACAGGCACUUCGAGGACGAAGACACAGUCUAUUUGCUCCUGGAGUACUGCGCGAAAGGGGAGCUCUAUCAGCUCCUCCGGACGCAAAAAGGCCGCAAGUUCAGUGAGCAGACGUCCAAGCACUUCUUCGUCCAGUUGGUCCGUGGUCUGAAGUACCUCCACUCGCACCAAAUUGUGCACAGAGAUCUCAAGCCAGAGAACCUGUUGGUGACUCAUGACGAUGUGCUGAAGAUCGGAGACUUCGGAUGGUGUGCUGCCACAAAUGUCCUACGUACCACAUUUUGCGGGACCAUGGACUACUUGGCACCCGAGAUGAUCCAGGGAAGCGGCCACAACCACACGCUCGACAUCUGGAGCGUGGGCAUCUUGCUCUACGAGAUGAUGGUCGGGCGCCCGCCUUUUCAGAGCACGAACCACACGAUGCUGAUCGACAGGAUCCUGAAGAUCGCCAUCUUCUUCCCGCCUGGCUUGCCUCCGCUGGUGGUGGACCUGGUGCGCCGCUUGCUGAAGCGGGUGGCUGCCUCAGAUGAAGUUGCUGCUGUGGGAGACAAGCACAAUCAGAUAUAUCAGACACUGCUUUCAGAGCUUUCUCUAGAAAGUAUUCAACAUACCCCUAGGGCAUACCCUUAA
Molecule: messenger RNA, 993 nt
Organism: Symbiodinium natans
Lineage: Eukaryota; Dinophyceae; Suessiales; Symbiodiniaceae
Source: the annotation of a GenBank genome assembly